This is a messenger RNA of Apus apus (common swift), 5619 nucleotides long. Its product is annotated as inverted formin-2-like. The record is from RefSeq and is a predicted model, not a curated record. Gene Ontology annotation, molecular function: actin binding. NCBI's taxonomy places the organism in Eukaryota, Metazoa, Chordata, Aves, Apodiformes, Apodidae. The transcript is spliced from 18 exons. Bases 83 to 3391 code for a protein of 1102 amino acids.
CUUAUCCAAUGCGAUACAUUUGAGGAGUUCAAAAUAGAAGAUGAUGAGGAAUUAUUAAAGAUAUGUGAUGGGAUAAACAUGAAUGAUCAUCACGAGGUCUUUUCAUCUCUCUUCAAUAAACUGCCUUGUCUUCCAGGUGAGCCGCUCUCCAGUCUCCAUCCAGCUGCUAUCCAUCCUCCAGAGCCUGCUGCACUUGGAGCCAUCUCAUCAUUCCAGCCUCCUGUUGUGGGAGUCCUUGGAUGCAGUAGUGAACAGAGCCCUUUUGCUCGCAAAUGACAUCCAAGGGAAUACAGUUGAAGAAGUCAUCGAGAGGUUGCUAUCUAUCAAGAAACAUCCAAACAAGAAAAAAGGAGCUGAACACCAGCUGUCUGGGAGUGCAAAUGGAGCUGUCCAGGCUGAGCUAGAACCAUGUGCACAGACAGCUCAGAGCCCAGCAGGAUCAUCAAACCCCUCCAAAGCACCAACAGCUCCCUCAGGGCCACCUGCCAACCAAAAGAAUAUCUCAUCAUCCCAGCUCACAAACUGCUCUGCUUCGCUGGAGACAUCUAACCCUCCACCCAAUGCAGCUCCAUCCCCAGCACCUCCACCCCCAUCACCUCCACCCCCACCCUCUGGCACAGCAACCCCCACAUCUCCCAUAAAUGCACCUCCAGCCCCUCCGCUCCCUGGCAACCCUCCACCCCCACCUCCAUUGCCCAGUAUGGUGGGUAUUCCUCCACCCCCACCUCCAUUGCCUGGCAUGGGUGGCAUCCCUCCACCCCCACCCCCAUUGCCUGGCAUGGGUGGCAUCCCUCCACCCCCACCCCCAUUGCCUGGCAUGGGUGGCAUCCCUCCACCCCCACCCCCAUUGCCUGGCAUGGGUGGCAUCCCUCCACCCCCACCUCCGUUGCCUGGGAUGGUGGGCAUCCCUCCACCCCCACCCCCAUUGCCUGGCAUGGGUGGCAUCCCUCCACCCCCAUUGCCUGGCAUGGGUGGCAUCCCUCCACCCCCACCUCCAUUGCCUGGGAUGGUGGGCAUCCCUCCACCCCCACCUCCAUUGCCUGGCAUGGGUGGCAUCCCUCCACCCCCACCUCCGUUGCCUGGGAUGGGUGGCAUCCCUCCACCCCCACCUCCAUUGCCUGGCAUGGCAGGAGAUCAUGUAGAAGCCAUGGUGGCCUCCCAAUUCAGCUGCCCUCUGGGCUCAGGCCGGCCUCCCCGCAAGGCAGUGAAGACACCAACGUUGAGAAUGAAGAAGCUGAACUGGCAGAAGCUGCCCUCCAACGUGGUGAGAGAAAGUCACUCAAUAUGGGCUUCAGUGAGCAGCAGCAGUGAGGAAACCAUAGAACCCAACUACACAAGCAUAGAGCAGCUGUUUUGCUUUCCACAAACAACCCCCAAGGAGAAGACAGCCACACCAGUGAAGACAGAACCAAAGGAGAUCACAUUUUUGGACUCCAAGAAAAGUCUCAAUUUGAACAUAUUUUUGAAGCAAUUUAAAUGCUCCAAUGAAGAGGUGACUGCCAUGGUCCAGAACGGGGAUCGUACCAAGUUUGAUGUUGAGGUUCUGAAGCAGUUGCUGAAGCUGCUGCCUGAAAAGCAUGAGAUAGAAAACCUGAAGGCCUUCAAAGAAGAGAAAUCAAAGCUUGCAAAUGCAGAUCAGUUUUAUCUUCUUCUCCUUCAGAUUCCCAGCUACCAGCUGCGCAUUGAAUGUAUGCUGAUCUGCGAGGAGACCACCAUUGUGCUGGACAUGAUUCAGCCAAAAGCUGAAGCCAUCCGGAGAGCCUGUGAAGAUCUUCUGAACAGCCAUCGCCUGCCCCUUUUUUGUCAACUGAUUCUCAAAGUUGGAAACUUUCUGAACUACGGAAGUCACACAGGCGACGCGGAUGGGUUUAAAAUCAGCACUUUACUGAAACUAACAGAAACCAAAGCAAACCAAACCCGCAUUACACUGCUCCACCAUAUUCUGGAGGAAGUAGAAAACAGCCACACGGACCUUCUGGAACUGCCAAAGGAUCUUGAAUAUGUUUCAAAAGCAGCAGGAAUCAAUCUUGAUAUUAUACGCACGGAGUCCAGUACCAAUUUAAAGAAAUUGUUGGAGCUUCAACGAAAAGUCUUAUCAUCAAAUGACGAUGUGAAACAACAGUAUGAGAAACCUAUCCAGGAUAGCAUUGAUGCCUCCAGAAAUCUGGAAGAAGAAUUUGAAGCUAUUGAAAGAAAGAGAGAAGAACUUGCAAAUUAUCUUUGUGAAGAUCCAAGCAAGUUGUCCUUAGAGGACAUAUUUAACACCAUGAAGACCUUCAGAGAUCUCUUCAUCCGAGCCCUGAAGGAAAACAAGGACAGAAAGGAGCAAGCUGCCAAAGCAGAGAAAAGGAAGAAACAACUGGAAGAGGAAGAGGGGAAGAGACAGAAGGGCGAAAAUGGAAAAGUCAUUAAGAAGGGGAUGGCGAAGCAGGAGGAGGUGUGUGUCAUUGAUGCCCUCCUGGCCGACAUAAGGAAAGGGUUCACGCUGAGAAAGACAAAAAACAGACACGAGCUGGAUGCACUUCCUAAAACCUCACCUGCGGAGAGCCCGGAGGAGAGUCAGUCUGGAAAGAGCGUUAAGGAUCCACGUGCAGCAGGGCAGCAGAUCGAUGAUAAGACCAAGCAAAACAGCGAUGGUCAUCCCUCAGCGAGCACUCCCCUCUCAGCCACUGCCCUGAUGGAGGUGGGUGGAGACGUUACAAAUGCCGCAGCUUCCAACCAGGCAUUAUCUGUGAACAAUGUAGGAGGAAAUUUGCCACCAGAGUCCAGGAUGGAAAGCCCCUCAGUAAGCUUGGUGGAAGCUGAUGGAGCUGGUCAGCCCAUGCCGAGUGCUGGGAUGAAGCAAGCAGACAGCUGGGCAAGCCUCCAGCUGAGCACGAAGAACGGCUCCGUUGCCUUCUCUGCUGCAAGCAUAGGCACCGGGAUAAGGUUUGUGAGCAGCAGUUCAGGCUCUGCUCUGAGAGACCAGCAGAAUGGAUCCAUCUCAGAAGGCCAGGACAAGGAAUGCCCAGCUGAUGGCUCAGAGAGCUACAGGCUGGCACAGGAGCCAGAAAUCCGGCUGAGUGAGAUGGGACUCGACCCUGGCAGCGCUCAGUCUGUGCCCUGUGGGGAGGCUUAUCAGGCAGAGUCAAAAGAGAUGGUGAAGGAAAAUGAAGACCCUGGUACAGACUCACUGUUGGACACCUCUCAAGAGAAGUCCUUCUCAGAGGAGCCAGCCACUGACUCCUCUUGUUCGACAACGCUCCCCCCGGGGCAAACUCACACCGACAGGGAAAAGCAGAGGCCAUCUGGGAAACGGAGGAAGAAGAAGAGGCACAGCAAAAGCUACUCAGCAGAGGUUGAGACUGAUACUGGAGAUAAUAAAACAAAAAAAGGUUGUGUGGUACAAUGAGGUGUCACAGCAAGGCAGAAGAAGUAACGGAGACCCAGCAAACCACUCACACCUCCCCAGAGCAUUGCCAGCUUCUCCAGAGCCAAGUUCUGCAUCCUCGAAACGCCGUCAUGGUCACGUCUGCCCCAUCAGGACCCACCGCUUCUCCUCCCGCAGCCUUUUGCUCCCCUCUCCAAGACCCAAAGAGGCUCCUCAGAGACUCUGGCACCCUCUGCCCGUGGCUGACGCUGGGUGCCCACAGGGGUGAGGGCUGGGUCUGUGCCUGGCAGCAUGAAAGGGUCAGACCUCUCACCCACUGUCCUGGAAGCCAAGUCUUUCAGCCUGCUCUUAGGCCAAACUCCUCUCAAAGCAACAGCUGAGUGUGGCCCGAGAAAGGAUUGCAGUAUUUAGCCCUCAGAGAAGUUUUCAAAUUAGCAGUGCCUCAACUAAAUUAAGGGUAUACAUUAAACGGUGGCUGUACCAGCACAGGUGGAAGUGUGUUGCUCCCUCUUCUCAUCACCUGCUGACAAUUUGUAUUGGACCAAGUCCAAGACCCAGAUCAGACAAACGUAUUUUUACUCUCAGAUAUUUAAAGCAAGGGAAAUCGGUUACAGGGGAAAAAACCAAGUUUUUAAAAAGAAGUAUGUAUUUUAGUAAGCACGCAGCCUUUUAAAGUGUCUGGUUCCUACAUGAUGCUUAUGUGCAAUAAAAUUGAAACUCAUCAGUAGUCUUGCAGUAAUCUUCUCACACUCACAGAUGUGGCCAUCAGCUUCUGGAGAACCAGAGCCCCACUUCCUGUUAUUAAAGCACCAGAAAGAGGUUUUUCAGAGUGCUUUAUUGGACACAUUUUCAGUUCAUCUUUCAGUAAAUCUCUGGGUUUGAGUGCCAUGGUCAGCUGCUUACACUCAAAGUCCUAGUGUUCAAGCUGCAGAAGGUGUAGAUUCAUGUUACUUUUGCUUUAAAACUGGGCAUGUGCAGUAUUGUGUUUUCAAAAUUCAGAGCUUCAUUUCUCAAGUUUUGUAAUAACAUUUUAUCAUAGUUUUGUACAUAGCUGUCCAUUUAAACUGAUCUAUGUUUGUUGAAUCUAUGGUGUGAUACUGUGUUGAAACAUGAAUCAAGUGGAACAGCUGGGUGUAUUUAAGAACUAUGCCUUUAUAUGGUAGCUCAUUGUGGCCAGACUAAUGAUCAGUCUAAGGCUUAUAUUCCUUCGCUUAAUGGGACUUGUGAUGCCCUUGUAAUACUGAAAACUUUGCUGGACUAAGUUAGAAGUUAAACCAAUAAUUAAAUCACUGGUUUCUUUUAACCAAAGCAUUGCAUGAGCAUAUUGAGAAUUGGUUAACAAAAGCAAAUAACAGCUGAGAGCAGACACGUGGGCAGCUUCAGUUCAGGAGACCCUGCAGAGCUGCACAGCUCCUUUGCAGCUCAGAUCCCAUCCCCUCCUGGGAGAGCCCUACUGUUUCCUGCAGAACCACAUAACCCACCCUGGAUUUGACUUGCAGGACUGUCUCUGUCACAUUUACAGGUCUCUCUUUUUGUCUCUUUUCCAAGCUCAGAGCACAUUACCUAAGCAUCAGUCCUUUUUAAUGCAGUUUCUCUGCUCUCACAUCAGACCCAGGCUACAAAAAUCUGAGUAUUGAACAUGUUUUCCAGUGUUUCCAGCAAGAGUCUGCAGCCCAGGCUGGCAAUGAGCUCCUCCCCACCCCACUAUUUUAUCAAUAGGAGUAACAUUAUUUGGAGAUUCAGGACUUGGGAACAAACAGGCUUUCUGGGUGCUCCCUAGGAAACCUUACCUGCUGAUGCCCCACAGGCUGUUCUCUUCAGAUGCUGCAGCAAAUGUCCACUUUUCCAUCUGGGUCUUUCAGCUACACCCAUUUCCACCUAGAGAGAACAGUUAUUUUCACACAGCCAGAAGUUUUAUUGCUCUGCAUUCUUACCUUGGACUUCAAAGAGAGGGUGUUUGACAUUAUCCCUCCAAAGUUUACGGAGAAAUGAUUUAUUUUGAAUCACUGCCUGUUCUUUGUUCUAUAGUCAUUUGUGAAAACUAUAAUAAAUUAUUUAUUCAGUCACAUCCCAGUAAGCAGGCUGAAGCACAGCAUUUACAAUUUAUUACUCCAAAGUGUCUCUGCUUCCAUUACACUGAUUAUUUAAGAUCAGGGAGACAGAAUCAGAGCAGGUCAAAGAAAAACGUUCAGUUGGGGUGUGUAAUUUUGCUCCAUUUGUGACCUCAAAAUAAAGCUCAUGAUCCUAAA